Hippocampus zosterae (dwarf seahorse) is the source of this 1526-nucleotide messenger RNA. RefSeq names its product arginine vasopressin receptor 2b, tandem duplicate, 1 (gene avpr2b.1). Gene Ontology annotation, biological process: G protein-coupled receptor signaling pathway; regulation of systemic arterial blood pressure by vasopressin; positive regulation of vasoconstriction. The record is from RefSeq and is a predicted model, not a curated record. The transcript is spliced from 2 exons. NCBI's taxonomy places the organism in Eukaryota, Metazoa, Chordata, Actinopteri, Syngnathiformes, Syngnathidae. Gene Ontology annotation, cellular component: membrane. Bases 193 to 1230 code for a protein of 345 amino acids. Gene Ontology annotation, molecular function: vasopressin receptor activity; peptide binding.
GUACACGCGCACACACUUGAUGAUUCCAGCCUGAGAUCACUCCCACUCUGCACCUCUGACUUAAGAAGUGGUGCAAAGGCAGCCACACAAUUCUACUCGUGAAGCAUACUUUGAAAAACAGCCGAUUUGGCUUUUGAAUAUUUGCGUACAAGCUGCGCUGUUGGUCACAUACCUGCACGUCGGCCAGAGAGGAUGUCACUGACAAUCAACGACAGCGAGCAAGCGGAUCCGAGAGACGAGACCCUGGCCAGGGUAGAAAUCACCCUGUUGGCCAUCAUCUUCGCCAGCGCCGCCGUCCUGAACGGAGUCCUGUUGCUGGUCCUGUGGCGCCAACGCAAGCACAUGAGCCGGAUGCGCGUGUUCGUCUUCCACCUGGCCCUGGCCGACCUGGUGGUCACCUUCUUUCAGGUGUGCCCGCAACUCAUGUGGGACAUCACGGACAGGUUCUUCGGUCCGGACCUGGUGUGCCGCCUGGUGAAGUACUUGCAGGUUUUGGGCAUGUUCUCGUCCACCUACAUGAUCGUGGCCAUGACGGUGGACCGGUACCAGGCGGUGUGCAACCCCAUGGUUAAGUUCCAGCGGACGCACCGGCGCAUGAGUGCGGCUGUGUGCGCGGCGUGGGGGGUAUCCCUAGUGGGCAGCCUGCCCCAGGUGUUCAUCUUUUCCCGUGUGGAGGUGGCACCCGGCGUGUUUGACUGCUGGGCCAAAUUCGUCCAGCCGUGGGGGCUCAAGACCUACAUUACGUGGACCACGGCGGUCAUCUUCGUGGUGCCCGUCAUCACUCUCGUCUUCUGCCAAGUGCGCAUCUGCUGGGCCAUCCAACAAAACCUGCGCCGCAAGCCGCGGCGCGGCCUGGCGGGACCUCUGCCCCCGAGAUCCAGCGGCGCUGCCGGCAUGUCCAAAGCCAGGGUGAAAACCCUCAAGAUGACCGUGGUCAUUGUGGUGGCCUACGUGGUGUGUUGGUCUCCUUUCUUCACCGUCCAACUGUGGUCCGCAUGGGACCCCAAUGCACCCAAAGAAACCGCCACGUUCACCAUCCUGAUGCUGCUGGCCAGUCUCAACAGUUGCGCCAACCCCCUCAUCUACCUCCUCUUCAGUGGUCCCUUUCCUUGGAGGCUCCUCGUACCGGAAUGCCAGCGGCACUCCUUCGCCAAAGACUCCACACACGACGAAGCCACGCUGGUCAGCACCUUCUACACCAGUUUUAAAACCCUCGCCAAUGACAAGUGAAGCGUGUUGGGGAGGAAGCAGGUGAGGCAGUGUUGCCGCCUGGUGCAUGCUGAGCAGAUGCUAAUCCACCGGGGUGUCUCUGGACUGGCAAGAUAUCAUUUGUCAGUGACACACAAUAUUGUAAAUACAGCAUCUCUCAGCUAAGCACAGGGGGGUGGCCUGCAUGAGGAAGUGUGUUCCAGAUGCAGGAUGUUGAACAAACACAAGACGAGGGCAACUGUGCCUGAGUGAGGUGCCAGAAAAGAAAAAUAACUCUGUAUUAACAAUCAUGUCCCAUUCCUUUGUUAUGGUGAACU